This is a messenger RNA of Hyposmocoma kahamanoa, 1334 nucleotides long. Its product is annotated as U8-agatoxin-Ao1a-like. The coding region runs from base 117 to 443 and encodes 108 amino acids. The transcript has 4 exons. Gene Ontology annotation, cellular component: extracellular region. The record is from RefSeq and is a predicted model, not a curated record. Gene Ontology annotation, molecular function: ion channel inhibitor activity. Lineage: Eukaryota; Metazoa; Arthropoda; Insecta; Lepidoptera; Cosmopterigidae.
CGGCGUUGAAACGCUCACUCGCGUCUCUUCUCGCCUCCCGAGCACUCGGGGUGGCGCGGGCAUCUCCAUACAACAACACGACCGCGCGCGCAAGCAGCGGUUGGCGCGUAGGCAGCAUGCCGCGCGCCGGCGCACUCUUGCUGGCGGUAGCGGCUGUCCUGCUCACCACCGAGUGGACGCACGCCUCUUACAUUGAUCCCGGAGACGAAGACAUCGAAGUCAAUUUGCCAGAUUACGGAGAAGAUCCAGCCGAUCUGCAGUUGCUACAGGAUGUUGGGAAACGUUCGUCGCUGAUCUACGUUUUCAGGCGAGCCUGUAUCCGGCGAGGCGGCAACUGCGACCACCGGCCUGGCGACUGCUGUCACUCGUCCUCAUGCCGGUGUAACCUCUGGGGGUCCAACUGCCGCUGUCAGCGCAUGGGCCUCUUUCAGAAGUGGGGCUGAAGACACCACCCACUAAGCUCCCUUGAAGCGGCGACCAACUCCCGCCAGCCGACUUGACCGCCGCUCCACCGGACGCGACAACCAUUGCGUUUUACUAACGGACCCGUUGCGUUCUUGCGUUACCACUUUUUCUUUCUUAUUUCACCUUGUAUUCCGUAGCGUAUCUUAAAGUUGGAAAGAUUCGAAUCCAAAACAGGGACCUAGAUUUUAGUUUGCAAAUAUUUUUGGACCUCUUUAUUAUACAAAAUCUAGAAAUGGAAUUCGUUUGAAAUCGUAGUUCUUUCAUGUUUCGUUCAUAUUAUACUUUUUUUUUAUCUGAUUGAGCCGAGCGUCCGCUUACGUGGUUGGGCAAUCACCCAGCCUUAUUGCCCAAUCUGUACGCUUCGACACAAGCUCGGCCAAUCAGACUCUGCAACUGCCUCUGGCGAUGCGUUCUUGGGUUUGCUUUUAGUUUGACUUUUGAUUUUUCCAAGGAGCCCAUCGCCCCGCAGGCAGUACACUUCUAUCGCAAUGUAUGUAUGUAGAGUUAAGUAAGCUAACGUAGAGAAGUAAAGCAGUAGCUGCUAAAAUUGGUGGUAAACUUAUGUCAAUAGGAAGUAGUCACUACAAAAUAGAGAAAAACAUAAAUGUAACUUUAAUCGUAAAUGUUCUAGUCAUUUAAGAGACUAACGGUAAAGAAAAAAACUUGGUGAAAGACGCUAUAAUAAGCCUUUAUAUAAAACAACGCCACUUGUAUUUGCGAUUGGCAACUUAGGUUUUUAACUACACAUAAAGCAUAUAUAAUUAAACGAAUCUUUAAUGUACUCUAUGCAACUCUCGGACAGGGGGUAUAUUAUGGUAUUGCAGCCUAUGAGCCUAGUAGAUUCUUCUGUACGUAGUUUCUUAUAUUGU